Daktulosphaira vitifoliae (grape phylloxera) is the source of this 3580-nucleotide messenger RNA. RefSeq names its product nucleolar protein 6 (gene Mat89Ba). Bases 126 to 3530 code for a protein of 1134 amino acids. Gene Ontology annotation, cellular component: CURI complex; small-subunit processome; UTP-C complex. Gene Ontology annotation, biological process: tRNA export from nucleus; rRNA processing. NCBI's taxonomy places the organism in Eukaryota, Metazoa, Arthropoda, Insecta, Hemiptera, Phylloxeridae. The record is from RefSeq and is a predicted model, not a curated record. The transcript is spliced from 17 exons.
AAUUACAAUUGUAAACAUUAACACGUGAGAGUAAGCUUUGAUUGUUAAUUUACACUAGGAUUGCAGUAAAUAACAUUGGAUAAAAAUUCUAACGAGCUAUCCAAAUUCUUAUAUUGAAUACUGUCAUGACUUUAAAUCAAGAAGAAGACUACGAUGUUCUAUCGUCAAUGGAUAUCAUCGAAAAUAAAGUUGGUAGGAAGAGGAAGAAGAAACAAAUAAUGGAAAACGGCAAGAAAAUUAAACCUCCUACUGCUGAGGAGUUAAAUAAACUUCGAGAAACAGAAAAUUUAUUUUUGUCCAAUAUGUUUCGUUUGCAAAUUGAUGAAAUGCUCAAAGAAGUUAAACCUAAAGAACCAGUUCUUAUUAAAAUUAAUGAAUGGUUUUUAAAAUUUAAAUCGAUAGUUUUGAAUGAAAUUGAUAAUUCCGAUUAUAAAAAAGAAUUAUUGUCUAAUAUAAAUUCAACUGAACUGGUUUCACCUUUUCAUUUAAGUCCUUUGAAUAAUACAGAUGGAACAUUUAGAUUCAUUAAACCUGUAGAUGUAAAAAUAGUUGGUUCAUAUUCAAUUGGAACAUCGUUAAUGCCUAUUUUAAAUAUAGAUGUGUCAUUGAUAUUAGGAAAAACUCUUUUUCAUAAAAAGGAUUAUACAGAUGAAAGAUAUUUCCGUAAAAAAGCUUUUUAUUUGUUGUGUCUUUCUAAAGAACUACUAAAAGUUUCAAACCUAAUUCAAAGUGAUUAUGUAAAAUUUUGGUGUGCAUCAUCAUCCUAUUGUUCCCCUGUUUUAAUUGUAAAGCCAGAUGGCAAUUUAAGUAAAAAAUGUAAUAUUAUUUUGAGAGUCGUGCCUGAAAAUAAUGUCUAUAAAUAUCAAUUAUUUUCACCCAAUGCUAACAAUAUUGACAACAACUGGUACUUUGGAGAAAAUAAUGAAUCAGAAAAAAAAUUCUAUACACCCCAUUACAAUAGUUCUAUCUUACAAGAUUUAGUAAUUAAUUCUAAUGAAGCAUUGCUUAAAGAUGUUAUUGAUGCUAAUCAGAAUGUACAAGAUGCUUUGUUUCUAUUAAAGAUCUGGCUUGCUCAAAGAAAUUUUAAAGGAGUUGGUAAUAUUACAAACUAUAUUAUGUCGAUGUUUGUUGUUCACUUGUUUAAAAAAAAUAAAAUUAACAAGUUUAUGAGUAGUUACCAGAUUGUACGAAAUGUUUGGCUGUGCUUAGGGCAAAGUAAUUGGCACAUUGAAGGUAUAAAAUUGAAUGAAGAAGAAAAUUGUAUUGAUAUCAGUAAACCUUCUUUAACAGACUUUCAUUCAGCAUUUCAAGUUGUUUUUAUCGACUCCACUGGUUAUUUAAACUUCUGUGCCAAUGUUUUCAAAUCAAAUUAUAUUCAUAUAAAAAAUCAAUCAAACUACGCGGUUGAAAUGCUGGAUAACCCAAAAAUUAAUUCUUUUCCAUUUUUGUUUUUGAAUAAGGUUUCAUUUUUUGAAAGAUUUGACCAAUUUAUUAAUUUUCAUGAUAUUAAAGUAGUAAGAGAAAUAGUAAAAAAAAAUGGACAGAAAAAAAAUCAAUUAGAUUUAAGAGAGGAUUUAUUAAUUCAGUUCCAGCAAAUAAUUGAACCAUUGUUAUUAUCAAGCCUUGGUGAUAGAAUUGAAGAAAUUUGUUUUGAAAUAUCUCAAGAACCUUGUGAAGUUGGUAAAACCUUGGAGUGUUUUAAUAACAUUAUUGUUGGUCUUAAGUUAAAUCCUGAAAAAGCUUUUUCUGUUGUUGAACGUGGUCCAACAGCUAAUCUUCCUGAAGCAAAAGAGUUUCGAACGUUUUGGGGUGAGAAAUCACAGUUGAGACGAUUUAAAGAUGGAGAAGUGUGUGAAGCUGUUGUUUGGGUUGAUAGUAAAGUGCCUUUUCAUAAAAAACGUACUAUAAUAAGAGAUAUAGUUCAAUAUGUGCUUAAGAAUAAGCUUUCUAUCAGCUCGGAACAGUUUAUUUAUAUUGCAGAUCAAGCAGAAGAAGUUCUUUUAAAUCCUUUUGUUAAGCCAAUUGGUUUUGAGUAUGGGACUGGUGAAGAUGCGAGUAUGCGUUGUAUUGAUAGUUUUAAUGAAGUUGGCAAGGCUAUACGAGAAUUAGAUGGGCUACCUUUAACUGUCACAUCAGUGCAAGGAGUAUCUCCUGUACUCCGGUAUACUGAUGUCAUACCACCAUUAUCAAGAUCUCACACUGAUGAAAAAAGAAUAAAGAAUACCAAAGGAAAUUGUGUUUUGGCAUCCACUGAUGAAAUGAAAAUAGUACCUGGUUAUGUUCAACCUAUUGAAGGAAUAAUUCAAUUUGCUUCAAGUGGAAAGUGGCCAAAUGAUUUACAUGCUGUUAAAAGGAUGAUUACAGCUUUUUAUAUUAAUUUAGCUGCUCGAUUAACUAAUGAAUACAACCUAGUAUCACAACCAUUUGUUGAUUAUAUUGAUGUUAUGAAAAAUGGUUUUGUAUUUCGUUAUCGAAUAUACUACCCGGGAGAGGUUUCUCUUUUGAAGAAAGAGGUAAUGCCUGAUGGUAUGGUUCGUUAUAAAGAUACAGAUGAAUCAUUAAAUUUAGAACGUUUAAUGGUACAGUUACCUACAUUAACCAGUUCAUUACAUGGUUUACAUCUGCAAUAUCAGUCUUUUGGACCAACAUGUUGUUUAGCCAAACGGUGGCUUAGAAGUCAAUUGAUUGACAGUUAUCAUUUUCCAGAUAUCUGCGUUGAAUUAUUAGUGGCUAGUUUUUUUUUACAGCCUGAACCAUUUAGAAUAAUUUAUCAACCAACUGUAGGAUUAAUGCGUUUCUUACGCAAAUUAGCUACCACAGAUUGGUUUAGAGAAUUUGUUUUAAUCAACUUUAAUGGUGAUAUUCCAAAGGAUCAUAUUUCUGCAAUAGAAUGUUCCGUUGCAGCUCAACAAAAUAAAACACGAUCUGCUAUGAUACUGGUAACACCAUUUGAUUUAAAAGGGACUUCAUGGUCAAAAGAUUCUCCAACUUUUACUAUAUUGGCAAGGUUAAUGCAUUUGUCUAAAAAGUCUCUGGAAGUUAUGGAAAAUAAUUUCUUAACAAAUGGUUGCGUGGAUGAUUUGAAACAAAUAUUCAGACCUCCACUAGAAGGAUAUGAUGUAUUAGUAAAACUAAAAAAUGUAAUGAAUCCCUUCAGAUUUAUGGCUAUUGAUGCAAAAUCUAAUAAAGUCUAUGAAUUAGAACCACCAAGAGAAAAUGAAAAAAUACCACUGACUGGAUUAAAUCCUAUUCAAGAAUUGAUAAAUAAUCUUAGGAUUAGUUAUUCUGAGUUUGCAUUGUUUUUCCAUGACACAUUUGGAGGAGAUACAAUAGGUAUUGUUUUUAAACCUGAUACUUUUAUUCUGACUGAUUUCAAGAUAAAUAAUGUAAAUGGAAGAAAGUUAAAUAAAACAAAUGAAAAAAAACAACUAGAAUUCAAUUUAGAAGCUUUUAUUGAGGACAUUUACGCCUUAGGAGGAUCUAUUGUAAAAGAAGUUGUCAAAUGUAACAAAUCAUUUUUUAGUAGUUGAUUUUGUGUAUAUUCUCUAUCAUACAAAUAAAGUUAUUCUUUUAUUUUUAA